Messenger RNA from Ananas comosus (pineapple), 3579 nucleotides. Its product is annotated as polyribonucleotide nucleotidyltransferase 2, mitochondrial. The transcript is spliced from 16 exons. Gene Ontology annotation, cellular component: mitochondrion; chloroplast stroma; cytosol. Bases 64 to 2991 code for a protein of 975 amino acids. Gene Ontology annotation, biological process: mitochondrial RNA 3'-end processing; mitochondrial mRNA catabolic process. NCBI's taxonomy places the organism in Eukaryota, Viridiplantae, Streptophyta, Magnoliopsida, Poales, Bromeliaceae. Gene Ontology annotation, molecular function: polyribonucleotide nucleotidyltransferase activity; RNA binding; 3'-5'-RNA exonuclease activity. The record is from RefSeq and is a predicted model, not a curated record.
CUCUCUCUCUCUCUCUCUCUCUCUCUCUCUCUGUAUCGAUCGAGCUCCUCGUUCUACGUAGCCAUGGCGAGGUCUCUUCGUCGUAGCGCCCUCCCUCUCAUGGCGGCGGGGCCCUCACUCGCCGCCUCCCUCCGCCGCCGCCUCCUCCUCGGCCGCCGCCCCUUCUCCGGCGGCGCCGCCGCCGCCCCCGACGCCUCCGCCGCCGCCCCCGCUACCGUCCCCGGGCGCAAGGUGCUGGAGACGUUCCGAGAGGAGUUCGAGAUCGGCUCCCGCCUCAUCUCCCUCGAGACGGGAAAGGUCGCGCGGUUCGCCAACGGAUCCGUCGUUCUCGCCAUGGGCGACACCCACGUCCUCUCCACCGUCGCCUGCGCCAAGGGCAGCGAUGCCGCUCGCGACUUCCUCCCCCUCACCGUUGACUAUCAAGAAAAGCAAUAUGCUCAAGGAAUGAUUCCCACAACAUUUAUGCGGAGGGAGGGUGCCCCUAAAGAACGGGAGCUUCUCUGUGGCCGCCUUAUAGAUCGACCUAUCCGACCACUAUUUCCUUCAGGCUUUUUUCAUGAAGUCCAGGUCACGGUAAAUGUUCUUUCUUCAGAUGGGAAGCAAGACCCAGAUGUUAUGGCUGCUAAUGCUACUUCUGCUGCUCUUAUGUUAUCUGAUAUUCCAUGGAAUGGCCCGAUUGGGGUGAUCCGUGUUGGGAGGAUUGAUGGGAAAUUUGUCUUUAACCCUACAAUGGAUGAGUUGAGCUCGAGUGAUCUCAACUUGGUGUAUGCAUGUACACGGGAUAGAACAUUGAUGAUAGAUGUACAGGCCCGUGAGAUUACAGAAAGAGACCUUCAAACUGGAUUACGACUUGCACAUCCUGAGGCAGUCAAGUACAUUGAACCUCAAAUUAGAUUGGCCGAGAAAGUUGGUAAACGGAAGAAAGAAUAUAAAUUAUCAUUGAUUUCGGAUAGAUCUUUUGAGAAAAUCAAGAACUUAUCAGAAGCACGUAUUGAAGAAGUCUUCACAGAUUCAACAUACGGCAAGUUUGAGCGCGGGGAAGCUUUGGAUAAAAUUACUCAAACUGUUAAGUCAAACCUUGAAGAAGAGUGUGAUGAGGAGAGCUUGAAAUUUCUUCCAAAGGCCAUCGACACAGUACGAAAACAGAUCAUUCGUCACAGAAUCAUUGAAAAAGGUCUUAGAGUUGAUGGUAGGCAGCUUGACGAAGUUAGACCGCUGUAUUGUGAAUCUGGUACAUAUCCAAUUUUGCAUGGAUCUGCACUCUUCUCACGUGGAGACACUCAGGUUUUGUGCACAGUUACCCUUGGGGCUCCUGGAGAUGCUCAAAGACUCGACUCAAUUGUGGGUCCACCAACAAAGCGUUUCAUGCUUCACUACAGUUUUCCACCAUUCUCAAUUAAUGAAGUUGCCAAGCGUGGUGGCUUGAAUAGACGGGAAGUUGGACAUGGCACUCUUGCAGAGAAGGCUUUGCUUGCUGUUCUGCCUCCAGAAAAUGAUUUUCCAUAUGCUGUUCGGGUAAAUUCAGAAGUCAUGGCAUCUGAUGGUUCAACAUCAAUGGCAAGUGUAUGUGGAGGAAGCAUUGCUUUAAUGGAUGCUGGCAUACCUGUAAGGGAACAUGUUGCUGGUGUUUCAGUCGGUCUUGUUAGUAAAGUGGACCCCGCAACUGGAGACAUUACUGACUAUCGUAUACUCACAGAUAUACUGGGCCUGGAAGAUCACCUUGGGGACAUGGAUUUCAAAAUUGCAGGAACAAGAAAAGGAAUUACUGCUAUUCAAUUAGAUAUUAAACCAGCUGGUAUACCAUUGGACAUUAUCUGUGAAAGUUUAGAACCUGCACGCACGGGGCGAAACCAAAUUCUUGAUCGCAUGGAGCAGGAAAUAAGUGCUGCGCGGACCCUCAAUGACACAAAUACCCCUCGAUUAGCUACAUUGAAAUUCAGCAAUGAUUCUCUUCGAAGAUUGCUUGUUCAGAGAAAAAGAAUUGAACAAGAAGCAGGUGCAAGGAUUUCUGUUAGUGAUGGGACGGUUACCAUAGUUGCUAAAACUCAAUCAGUUAUGGAAAGAGCUCUGGAAAAGGUUGAAUUUCUUGUCGGUCGUGAAAUUGAAGUUGGCAGGGUCUAUAAAGGUGUCGUAUAUUCAAUCAAAGAGUAUGGUGCAUUUGUGGAAUUUAAUGGUGGUCAACAUGGUCUACUUCAUAUUUCUGAGCUUUCACAUGAAGCGGUGUCAAAAGUCUCUGAUGUUGUAUCUAUUGGCCAAGAGCUAUCAUUAAUGUGCAUAGGGCAGGAUGUAAGAGGUAACAUUAAGCUCUCGCUAAAGGCUACUCGCCCUCAGCACGAGAAGAAGACUUCAGAAGGUCCUGAUUCGAAUUCAACUGUUCCGCCAAAACAGCAAGUUAAUGUUUGGGCGUCUGUGGAGAAUGCCCCUGCCGAUUCAGAUAAUCUGGAGUCGUCCAGUGGGGACGAUGAAAGCGAACCUAAUGAGGAAGAACCUUUAAAACAGUCCACUCCAUCUAUAGUGAUCCGAAGUGCCGCUGAAUGUGAUGCUCAGGAUAUUGCUUCUGGCCAGACUAUUAACAAGAAAUCAUCAAAGGCUACAAAGUCUUCUCCCAGGCCUUACAGUAAUACAGAUGCUGGGAGGAGCCGGGAGGUUGGGGUAUCAGCUAAAUCAACUAGUAGAAAGGCUGUAAAUUCGAUCGAGAGGAAGAUGAAAAAAGCGGAAGAAGCUCCAAAGAAAGGUGAUUUAGAUGGUACAACCAGAUCCUCCACAUCUAGUUUUAGAUCAGGAUCACUAAAGCUGGGAGACAGAGUAUUGGCGAAGGUAUAUCAGGUUCGCGCACAUGGUUUAGUACUUGAAUUGAGCGAUGGAGUCCGCGGAAUGUAUAAAUUUGAGAUGAAUGGCAGAAGGGAUUUCGAGGUGGAAGAGGAGAUACAUGUGGAGUGCUCGAGCUUCUCGACUAAGGGAAUUCCCGUCUUUUCAUUGGUGAAGGAAUGAAUGAGAUAGCGCAGAUGGUUCCAUUUUCUGGUUGAAAAUAUCUGAGAGCUUUGAAAACUACGCGGUGAUAAUUUUAUUGAAAGAGGAGGACCACUAAUAGUUUUGGCUGUGAACUUCAGCUUCAACUCAAUAGCAGUUCGCAAAGUUAUCCGAAGGUAUCUGACGAAUUGCAUAUUCGCCGACAAAUGCUCAAGUUUUUGGCAGUUCCUGCGUGAUCUUAGAUUCUGCUGCGAGUAAAUGGCAACUGGUUUGUCGAAAAAGAAUCAGCUCCACACUACAGCAGAUCACUAUUAGAUACUACCACUGUGUUAUCAUGGAAUUUUUGUGUGGAAUUGUAUCAUUCUUUUUAUAUCAACUCAUGUAUCAUAAAUUUAUUUAUUGUCGAAAAUAGGUAGGAAAAUCAUAAUUGGAGUAUUAUAAUUUUUUUUUUCUUCAUUAUUUUUUGAUUAGUCUCUGACAUUAGUAUAUGGACCUUAACUGAUCAACAUCUGGUGUGCCCUGAAAAAUUUUAUUUCCUAAUUAACAUCAAGGUGAGAAGUUGUAGGAGGAUCCUCUCAACUAUGGUACCUACCUCUUUUUUGUUUUUUU